UGUCUUCUGGAAUGUCGCCCGGAAUGUCGUCCGUGUUGUCCUCCGCUUUGUCUGCGCUCGCCUCGCCAGGCGACUUUACCACUUUACCACGCAGACCGUCGAGAGCGGACUUAAAUUCUUGUUCCUCAUCGUCGCCUGAAUCAAAGCCAACAUGCCGGAGACCGCAGAGUCGCACGCCUUCCACUUGACUACCAACCGCAACUGCACCAUUGAGGUCGUCAACCGCACCUCUGUCUUCUGCCUCACCAACCCCAAGGUUUACAAUGAGAGAGGGUUCCCCUUCAGCCCCCCGCAGCCGACAGUGCGCGUGGGCCGCGGCGAGGUGUGCUCCUUCACCAAAGAUGACAACACGGCCUCAGGCGCGGUGGGAGUGCUGACCUACGAGCUCUUCCACAUGCACAACAAGUACUGCAACGAGAUGGUGGCCGUCAUGUUCUCCGUGCCCUUCGACUACAACUUCUACAAGAACUGGUUAGGGGUGGGGGUCUACCCCAAGUCGCGCGAAACCGACGAGAAGCUCUACAAGGAGAUGUACAACUCCAAGGACUUCACCAACUUCGUGCGCCACGAGGCCGACGGCUCCGGCGUGGAGUUCAUCAGCCGUGAGGUGGAAGUGGCCGCCUGCAUGUCCAACGAGGGCCACGCCAUCAUCAAGCUGGAGGUCAGCGAAAAGUAGGCCUGAAGGUCCUCGCCACUUUUUUUGCAUUCCCUGUCAGUUAUUAAAGUGGAUCGUGACUUCCAAA
Molecule: messenger RNA, 743 nt
Organism: Corythoichthys intestinalis (scribbled pipefish)
Lineage: Eukaryota; Metazoa; Chordata; Actinopteri; Syngnathiformes; Syngnathidae
Product: DELTA-actitoxin-Aeq1a-like
Exons: 3
Coding region: 152-676 (174 amino acids)
Biological process (GO): monoatomic cation transport; cytolysis in another organism; pore complex assembly
Cellular component (GO): pore complex
Molecular function (GO): channel activity
Source: RefSeq, a predicted model, not a curated record